Molecule: messenger RNA, 157 nt
Organism: Racocetra persica
Lineage: Eukaryota; Fungi; Glomeromycota; Glomeromycetes; Diversisporales; Gigasporaceae
Source: the annotation of a GenBank genome assembly
CAAAUAAAUGAAAAAAAUUCUACUAAAUUAAUUCCAGAAAAAAAACAAUGGACAAAAUCUAAUAGUGUUAAACAUAAAACUAAACCUACAAAUAUAGAUUUAGAUAAAGCAGAAAGAAAAUUAGCAAUUCGUGAAAAAGAAAUUGCUUUGGAAGAAC